AUGAACCAAUUCAGCUGCGACGCAAACAACCCCAACACGCAAUGCAUCGACCAGCAACAGAUCUGCAAUGGCCAGCGCGACUGCUCGAACGGCUUGGACGAAACAAACUGCUUCCAGUGGGGGCAGUGGGGAAGCUGGGAUGCUUCGACUUGCUCCGCGGACAAGUGCAAAAGUCAGGAUACCUGCGAUGCGGAUUGCGUCGUCAUUCGACAGCGCGGCUGCUUCGACGCUUAUGGAAAUCCGAUGAAUGUUAUGAUGGAUCCGAAAUGCGGAGAUCGACAAGUCCUUUGCGGCGACAAAUGUGGCGUCAGCGCUGAAGUAAAGGGAACAUGUGAAGGCUGCGGUGGAUUUACCGUCACUGUAACUGGAAUUAAAAGAGAAGCUUCUCAUUUAUGA
Oikopleura dioica is the source of this 396-nucleotide messenger RNA. The record is from the annotation of a GenBank genome assembly. NCBI's taxonomy places the organism in Eukaryota, Metazoa, Chordata, Appendicularia, Copelata, Oikopleuridae.